This is a messenger RNA of Symbiodinium necroappetens, 2742 nucleotides long. Lineage: Eukaryota; Dinophyceae; Suessiales; Symbiodiniaceae. The record is from the annotation of a GenBank genome assembly.
AUGACAGGUCCCGAGACGUCCUUGGACACCCUCGCUCUCAACUGUUCCCUAGCGCCUGAAAGCCAGACAAGGCUUCUUGCGGAAGGGUUGAAUCAUUUGGAGGAGCUCCGGUUCUUGUUUGACAAUGAGGAGCACGUGGGGAGUUGGGUUGCCAAACUGGGGUUGGGCGACAAGACCAUUUUGGAGACAUCCCGUCUUCGGCGGGCUUGGGCGGCGAUCCGUCUCCAUUUCUCUACCUCAGAACAAGACCACUCCAAGGUGGCCCUGACAGACCUUGACACAAUGCUGGAGGACGCGGAGUUCAUCCCGCGGACUCGCUGCUGUCCAGAGUCUCUCGGGAGCUUUCCAAACGGAUGCUUUGUGUUUUUGCCACUCUACUUUCAGCUCACAACCGUGCAACGCAAGCACAAGUUGGGAGAUAAUCUGUAUACUGAGGAGAUCGAAACGGAAACGGAGGAGUCCAUUUCGAAGGACGUGGAGACGUACCUGGACAAACUUUACACGUUGCUCCUGGCUUACGCUAUGGCGGGAGUGCACCCACUUCCAGGCGUGGAUGUGAGCAAGGAGGCUGUUCUUAUCGCCAAGGACAUGGAGGAGCGCAGCGAGUGGGUCACCCGCUUUCGCGAAGGUGGUCUGGGGGAGGCCCAGGCGACCGGCACCGGUACCACAGCUUCACAAGCCGCUUUGCAGGUUUCGCACUUUCGGGAGGGACCCAAAGUUGGUGGCAAGCGUGUGGCGGCUGUGCUGAUGGGCGCGCACAAGUGCGGCGUUAUCGUGCGAAAUCAGCGUGCCUGCUCGGGGAGUGAUGCUGAACCUGCGGAAGCAUCUGCGGAUGCACCUCCCCUCAUGGAUGGACCUUACGUGACCUGUGGAUGUACUGCUCAAUCCUUCCCAGGAUCUGUCCCUUGGGACUUCCAGUCGGAGCUUCGAAGCAGUCUUGAUCAGGCUUGCCUGCAGUUGGCAGCUCUGGAUUGCAGCACGAAUAUUCGAGAAAUCCCGCUCAAGUUUGAGAGUGGCCGCCCAGCGCCGCGCCCUCUCCGUAGCCAUGAGCAUCCUAUGGGUUUGCCUGGCCUGAACAUUAGUGAUCAGCGCCGUGUCUCGAAGGAUAACUGCGCCUGCAAGUUUGUCCUUGACGAGCAGCAGAAGAUUCUUGAGCGAGGUGGUGGUGCAAUCCGCGAGAACCCCAGCAAUAUCUUGCAUUGGUGCAUCCCGCAGAAGCGGAGAUGUGGGUCUCCGGCCAGUGGUGGGAUGCGAGAUAUGAUGCCUGGCCCCGAGAUGCUGUACCACACCCAGUGGCAGCGGACAGCUGUGGGUCAGCAGGUGACCGCUCGCGAACAGGGGUGCCUGAGGGACAGGCGCCAGGGCUUGAUGGGUGCCAUCAAGGAGCUGAAGCGGCGUUGGGCCGGAGUGGACACCUGCCUCCGAGCACGCCAGCAGCCACAGCUGCGCAAGGAUGCUGCUAGUGGCUUUUGCACCGAGCCGAUGCGCCAUGCCGAAUUGCUCCGCGUUGUGACAGGUUUGCCUUUCCGGCUUAUCCCAAGAUGUGUAAUCACGCAGAGCAGCGGUAAGCAGCGCGUCAUCGACAAUGCAGAUGCUGGCGGUCAGUCCGCACUCAGCUCCGACCCGAACAAGUUAGUGCUUUGUUCUCCUCCCCCCCCCUCCCCCCCACGCUGUUGUGUGGUAGCGUGGUGGCAUGCCGAGUGGGGGGAGCCAGCUUUUCAGCUCUACACCGGCUUGUUGUUUGGACUGGCCUUGGCGGUGACCAGUUUCAAUCGAUGCAGCCGGGCAGUGGAAGCCCUUGGCAGGCGGCUCUUGGCCAUCUUGGUCCCCAUGUACUUUGACGAUGCCCACCUUACUGACUGGGCUUCUUUGAAGGGUUCAGCCCAGGCCUCUUUUGCGAGCCUAAAUUCCUGCCUGGGUUCCCCCUUUGCCGACGCCAAGCGGCAGCAGAUGGCUUCGACGGGUACGGUCCAAGACCUCAUUGAACAGGCAGUGCAGACGCAGUCCUUGCCUCCAGGGCUUGCUGCAAAAAUUUAUGGCGCAUGCAAUUUCUUGGAGCAAGGCAUGUAUGGGCGUGUCGCGGCCGGCGGGUUGCGCGCGAUCCGUGAGCGGGCAGAUGAGGGCGGUAGGGAGUUGACCCCGCCGAUUCAUUCCUGUUUUGCUCUCAUACGGGCAGUGCUGGCCGCUCGUCCGGAAAGAGAGUUCGACAUCCUUCCCCGGGUGUGGCCCCGUUUUCUGGCUGCGAGCGACGCAGCCGAGGAUGAUCCCGGUCAAGGCUCAGGCGGCUUCCACCUGGUUUGGCUUGAUGAGCCUGAGGUCCGGGAGAGUUUUGUGGCCGCGAUUGGUCCGGAAGUGUAUGAGUGCUUUACUCCCGGUGAUCAGAAAAUCGCCCAGCUCGAGCUUGCGACUCUCGCAGUCCGAGCCCCGUCCUUUCGUGGCAGGCGUGGCUUCUGGUACAUUGACAAUGUUGCUGCUCUCAUGUCUUUGAUUCGGGGCCGUUCGAGUUCGCCCGAUUUGGAACGACUGGCCCAACUCAUUCAUCUUGCCAUGUUUGCCUUACGCACCUCUUUCUUCUUUGAGUAUAUUCCGUCCAAGACGAAUUGGGCUGACGCGGUCGGUCGUGUCGGUUUUGCAGACCCCUGGCUUCACCAGCGUGGCUUCACCUGCCAUGUCGCUUGUUUUCCCUUUCAGCUCGUGGAUCUCCCUUUCCUCGCGGUGCUACGGGUGUUCGAGUUUCUUUGA